Molecule: messenger RNA, 2642 nt
Organism: Sorghum bicolor (sorghum)
Lineage: Eukaryota; Viridiplantae; Streptophyta; Magnoliopsida; Poales; Poaceae
Product: LOB domain-containing protein 15
Exons: 3
Coding region: 194-967 (257 amino acids)
Source: RefSeq, a predicted model, not a curated record
UCGGUCUUCAGGCCCAUCCCCCUCAUUAAUGCCUUGCCUUUUAAGCACUCUUUCCUUGCAAACUUUAUACACUUCUAUAUGCCUCAUAUCUCUCUCUCUCUGUCUGUCCAUCGGCUAACGAUCCCUCUCCCCUGUCUUCUCCAUCUCCGUCUCCUCUGCCUCUCCCAAGCACAGGAGAGGAGAGCAUGCCUGGAUGUCCACAGAGAGCUCUGCCCGUUGGACUUCCACCAGCAGGGAGAGAGUCGAUGAGAUCGGGAAGAAGAUCAAGCGAGAGCCGGAUACAGCCGCCCUCGCCGUCGCUGUCGCCUCCGCCUCCACUGUACCGGCCGACAACCACAUCCCACACCGCCUCGGCCUCGGCCUCGGCGGUGUCCUCAACACCUUGACACCGUGCGCCGCGUGCAAGCUCCUCCGCCGCCGCUGCGCGCAGGAGUGCCCCUUCGCCCCCUACUUCUCGCCGCACGAACCCCACAAGUUCGCCGCCGUCCACAAGGUCUUCGGCGCCAGCAACGUCUCCAAGUUGCUCUUGGAGGUGGCGGAAGGGGAGAGGGCGGACGCAGCGAGCAGCCUGGUGUACGAGGCGAACCUCCGGCUGCGGGAUCCGGUGUACGGCUGCAUGGGCGCCAUCUCCAUGCUGCAGCAACAGGUGAACGCGUUGGAGGCCGAGCUGGAGGCGGUGAGGGCCGAGAUCCUCAAGCACAGGUACCGGCAGGCCGGCGGCGGCAACCGUCUCAUUGACGACGACGCGCAUGCUACGGCCAGCUUUGUGGCUCCUGCGUCGGCUCCGGUGCACGUUAAUGACGUGGUAUCGGUGGUGGAGGCAGGCCAGGAGGUUGCAGCCACCGGCGGCGGCGCGUCGGGGAUGUCGACGUCGUCGGCGGUGUACGUUGCGGAAGCCGAGCAGCCGGCGAGUACUAAUCACUAUAGCUCCCGUAACCCAAGUGAGCAUCCUGCAUACUUUGGUUGACAUGCAUGUAUUUAACAUUUUGGUGGUGGUGGUGGGACGAUCAAAACUAGAAAGGUUGGGUGAAUAAACUGUGUGCAAGUUUAAUUAUAUAUACUACAAGUUUUCUAGAAAAUAGGUUUGUAGAUGUGGAUAUAUAUAUUGGGUGGCUAAAAGGUUCAUCUAAUAUUUUGGAAUGUAUGUACCAUUUGUUUUCUUGUAAUUGCCCAUUGCGAUAUUGUUGGUUGAUUAAAUUAGUUCGACCAAGCAAGCGCGUCUUGAUCCCUAUAUAUAAAUAGUAAACCAUUUGCAGGGGUUUGGCACUCAAAGUUUUAUGCAAAUCCCAUAGCAGAAAACACCAAACGUGUGUAGCUCAAACACGCUGUUUCAGUGGAUUAUGAGCUCACGCAUAGGCAAUGAUAUUCCUUAAUUAAUUUGCUUGCACUGAACAAAUGAUUUUUUUUUGUCGACGUCCAAAUGAAUUUCCAUCGAGGUUGAAAAAUGAUAAAUUGACCUUUUCAGCAUUUAGUUUUCAGGUACUAUCUAUAAGGAUUUUGUUCUUCCUUGGACCCUUAUUUCUUCUGCCUUCAGUUUUUUAACAACUGAUGUGUAUUUGUCUGGUUGGAUGAUGGUGUCAUUGUCCAACUUUCUGUUUUGGGCAUUUCAUUGAGUUAGUUUUAAAGUUUUUCUGGAAGUCUAGAACUGUAUGCUUGUCGGAGUCUACAGAACUUAUGACUGAAACAACACAAAGAUGUAUAUAUAUAGCACAGUAUUUGUUUUCAUUCCACAUCAAAAUUUAGAAUGGCAGUCAUCUACAGCACACUAGCCAAAAUGCCAUCUCCAUAUGCUAUAGUUCGGCAUUAUUAUAUUGCUACGUUUUCAGUAGGUGUUAUAUAAAUAAUAUAUGAUUGACACAUUUAAUUUUAUUUCUGGACGAGAAUUUGAGCAUAUGAAAGUUAUCCGGCCUGUAUCACUAGAUUGAUCAAUGAAUUUUAUUAUAUUGGCCGCCACAUAUAUAUUCUAUAUAUCUUUUAUGUUUGAAUUGUCUAUUUUGGAUUGUUUUAUAUAACGUCGCCUAUUCUGAUGAAGUCUAAGUGGUGCAGAUCGAAAAAGGAUCAGAUUCUAUAUGUAGGAUCACGUGGUUUUCUUUCUACACACUCGUAGUACUGUACUAGUUAUGUACGUAUGCCAUAGUAUUACCCCACAAAAGCAAGUAGUCAUAUACCAAAUGUAGUACUACCAUAUGCUUGUUUCUUAAUUAAGCUUUGUUUUUUUACAAUGUAUUUAUACCUUUGUACGUAGUGACAUGCACCAUUACUUUCUUCACUGAGUUAUGUGUUUUAAACAAUUAUUUUGAUACUAGUUCCUGUGCCUUGCAAGAGUACGUGAAAAAACACAAGAUAAUAUGUACACUUGUCAAUAUAAUCACAAGUUCACAACUAAUGUUUGCAUGAGUUACAGGUUAUUUUAAGGUUAUAUGCUGCUCUGAUUUUCACAUGGUUGGUCUAAAUUAUCAUAGAGCGUCAGGCAAAAGUUUAAAUGUAUACUUUGAUGUGCACACACCUCAAAAUAGGUUAUUUUAUUGGAGGGCAGUAUAUAUAUCAUGUUUCCAGCCAGUGAAAUCCUUUACGUAGUAGUACUGUUCUUGAAAAUUCUCUUAGGCCGUGUUUAGUUCCCGAAGGGAAAAUUUUCACGACAC